UGUAAGAGCCAAAUACUGCAGCUCUGACUUCAGGUCAGCUUUAGAAGCUGGAGAAAGACGUGUUGUAGAGUUGUAAGUGACCAUGGUUGACAGCAUGGACAUGGAGAGGGAGCAGAAGCGUUACUGCAUCCGCAGUAAGCACGUGGUCAUUAUCUGUGUGACGGUGGUGGUGUGCUCUCUGGCGGUGGGCCUCGGGGUGGGCCUCUCCAGGCCAGGCACCACCACCAUUAUUGCCACCACCACUCCCAGACCCUCCACACCAGCCCCCACAGAGCCCCCCCUGCCUGCCAGAGGGCCCUGUUUGCCUUCCACUAACUCCAACGGGGAUUGGAAGGAUUUCCGUCUGCCCAGCUACGUGAACCCGGUCCACUAUGACCUCCACCUGGAACCAGACCUGGAUGACGACACCUACACAGGCACAGUGGACAUCCACUUGGAGGUCACCAAGCCAACGCGCCAUUUGUGGCUCCACAUUCGGGAGACGUUUGUCAGCAACAUGCCCAGGCUGAGGAUGAGGAACAGCCAGGGGGGGUACACAGAAGUGGCAGUGAGCAGCUGCUUUGAAUACAAAGAUCAGCAGUAUGUGGUGGUGGAGGCCACAGAGGAUCUCCCCGCUACCGCUCCAGAUGAGAUAUAUGUGCUCAGCCUGGACUUCCAGGGCUGGCUCAACGGCUCUGUGGUGGGCUUCUACAGGGUCAUCUACACAGAGAACGGGGAGACCAAAAAGAUUGCUGCGACUGAUCAUGAGCCAACAGAUGCUCGCAAGUCAUUCCCCUGCUUUGAUGAGCCCAACAAGAAGGCAACCUACAACAUCUCCAUCACCCACGAUGCUCAGUAUGGAGCUCUGUCCAACAUGCCGCUUGAGGGCAAGCCUCAAGACCUGCCUGGCAACAAAAAGAAGACCUCCUUCCAGAAAUCCAUUCCAAUGAGUACCUACUUGGUUUGUUUUGCUGUGCACCGGUUUACCUUCGUGGAAAGAUUUUCAGCCCGAGGAAUUCCUUUGAGAAUCUACGCCCAGCCAAGUCAGAUAGCAACUGCUGAGUAUGCAGCCAACACAACCAAGAUCAUCUUUGACCACUUUGAGGAUUAUUUCAACAUGCCAUACUCCAUCCCAAAACUGGAUAAGAUAGCCAUCCCUGACUUUGGUACUGGAGCCAUGGAGAACUGGGGCCUGAUCACCUACCGGGAGACCAACCUGCUGUAUGAUGAGAACCAGUCCUCGUCCUACAACAAGCAGCGAGUGGCCAGUGUUAUCGCCCACGAGCUGGUUCACCAGUGGUUUGGAAACAUUGUGACAAUGGACUGGUGGGAUGACCUCUGGCUGAAUGAGGGCUUUGCCAGUUUCUUUGAGUACAUUGGUGUGGAGGAAGCUGAGCCAACCUGGGGCAUGCGAGACAUUAUGAUUAUCAGUGAUGUGCUUCCUGUCAUGGUGGACGACGCCCUCCUCUCCUCUCACCCCAUCAUUGUGGAUGUGUCGAACCCAGAUGAGAUCACCUCUGUGUUUGAUGCCAUCUCAUAUAGCAAGGGAGCGUCCAUUCUCAGGAUGUUGGAGGAUUGGAUGGGGAAAGAAAAAUUCAGAGACGGCUGUCGAAAAUAUUUGAAAGACUACUACUUCCUGAACGCCAAAACAGCCAACUUCUGGGCAUCUCUCGCCAGUGUUAGUGGGUUGCCAGUUGCAGAUGUAAUGGAUACAUGGACCAAACAAAUGGGUUAUCCUGUGGUGGACCUAUCUGUCUCAGAGACUAAUGCCACACUGAGCCAAAAGCGCUUCCUACUGGAUCCUAAAGCUGAUGCCAACGAGCCUCCUUCACCUUUUGGGUACAAGUGGACAAUUCCAGUCAAAUGGCACUCUGUGAACAGUGACAAAAAUAUUUCGUUUAUAUUUGACAAGAACAUUAAAGAUCAUUUCAUCGCGGACUAUACACCCUCAGUGGACGGGCUGCUGAAGGUUAACAACGAUCACAUUGGCUUUUACAGAGUCAACCAUGAUGACCUCAUGUGGGACGCUAUCAGUCAACAGCUUCAAGACAAGCACUUGGAGUUUGAUGCAGCUGACCGCACAAGCUACAUUGAUGAUGUUUUUGCUUUUGCAAGGGCAGAUAUUAUAGAUUAUGGUAAUGCCUUCAAUCUUACCAAGUACCUGACCAAUGAGACGGACUACAUAGUGUGGAACCGAGUGGCCUCCUCUAUCGCCUAUGUUCGGGACAUGCUGGCAGGCAGCGAUGUCUACCCGAGGUUUCAGAAACUGUUUGGUGGCCAUGUUAAAGCAAUCACAGCACAACUUGGAUGGAAUGAUAUUGGAACACAGACAGAGAGGUUACUGAGGGAGACUGUGCUCAGCAUCGCUUGUCAGAUGGAAGAUAAGGGGGCUCUGGAUGAAGCUUCGCGCAUUUUUGACCAGUGGAUUGAUGGAAGUCUCAGCAGUGUGGCAGUGAACCUGAGACUGCUGGUGUAUCGAUAUGGCAUGAAGAACUCAGGCACCGAGGAAAAGUGGAACACAAUGUUCCAGAGAUACAAAGAUACUUCACUGGCUCAGGAGAAGGACAAGCUGCUCUACGGACUGGCCUCUGUGGACAACGUGAAACUCCUCUACAAGCUCCUGGAAGCUACUAAAGAUGAGAGUGUGGUGAGGAGUCAGGACCUGUUCACUGUGGUGCGAUACGUGUCCUUGAACCCUCUGGGGCAGGACAUGGCCUGGGACUGGACCACCCUCAACUGGGACUACCUGGUCAACAGGUACACCAUCAAUGACAGGAACCUUGGUCGCCUACUGACUCGAAUCAGCACAACCUACAACACAGAGCUGCAGCUGUGGAAGAUGGAGCAUUUCUUCAGUUUAACACCAGACGCAGGUGCUGGGGAGAUGGCCAGGAAGCAGGCGCUGGAGACAGCCAGGAACAACAUCGAGUGGAUCAGGAGUAAUGAGAAGGAGAUCAGGGACUGGCUGGAGAACAACGUUGAACCACUGUGAAACACUACAGGCAUGCUGGACCUGUACAGGAGGCUGAUUAUCUGAAUCAACAUCGGAAAAUCAAAAAUCAAAAUUAAGAAUGACAUUCUUAAGUGUCUACAUUCCAAUUUCAGUUUAUUAAGCAGUGUGUGUUUGGGGGGCUUUUCUUAAGCAUCCAGAACAUUCACUCCACUGCUGUCACCUGUCCGGUCAUUGUCCUCCUAAUAUGAACUGAUCCUGAUCAUUAUUGAUACUCAUCCUGUGCUGAAGGAAGCAUCAGAUGCCCAUUUUUCUUUCACUCCCUAGUUCUACCGUCAAUCAUUUUCGCUAAAUUUUUAAUCUUGUGCUCAUCAUGAACUUGUAUCUCUACAGCCCCUUCUCCUCGCUGUACUGCAAAUAUUUUUUAUUACAAAUUCUCCAAUAUAUUUUUUGUAAAUUUUUAACUUGUGUGAGUUUUUUUUGUGGCAGCACUCAUGAUUGUCAUAUAUAACAGGAUGAUGCAUUCUGCCUAAUCCAGAAACAAUAAAUACACACCUCUCUGUGAGUGUUCGCUCAUUUGCAUUUGUGAGUAAUGACAGAAAUCGAGGAGUAUUUAGUUGUUGGGGAAAAGAUGUUUAAUUAUUAAUAUUUACUAACUAUUACCUUUAUUUCAUGUGUUUCAUUCAUAGGAAAGGACUGUAGUAUAUUAAACUACACAACAGUACUGAAACUCCACCUCACUCAUGUACAACAUUAAAAUGCUACUUACAUGUUAAUGCAUUGAUUAUAAAUAUAACAUAGGCCUAAUAUUUAAAUACUGACAGAAGGUAUCAUGUGUGUCUAAUUUUUAAUGUAUUCUGCCCUACAAAGUCUAACUGCAGUAACUACAUAAAAGGUAAAAACGUUUUUUAACUGGCCAGCCAAAUUGGUUAUAUGUAGAUACGUGAUAUGACACUUAUUUCUACAUGUAUUGAUGAUGUCAUUUUUAUGCUCAAAAAUCAUGAUGAUUUAUUUGACCUUUGACCCCAAAAAAUUAAGUUACUGCACUCUAGUUUUGCUGUAAAAGGUUCUAAUAGUAAUGAUAAACAGAGUGCAGUAACUAUAAUGUUGUUGUCUUCUUUCAGCUUUUAUAUUUUGUUUUCAGUGAAUAAACAUUUUCAAAUUGAUUUUGUUAUCAGUGUAUUUAAAAGUGUUUGACAACUAUUCAAAGAUCUGUGUAUUUUAGACUUAGUAUCAUUUUAUCUCACUUUUUUUACUUCAUCACUAUCUAGAUAAUAAUUUCCCUUUGAAAUAAACAUAUAAUUUCUAUUAUUUUUAUGUUUAGAUUAGUAUAUAUAUCCAAAGCAGACUGUGGUAAGUGCAAUUACUGCUUGGUUUUGAGUUGGAUUUUGUGUUUUUUAUAUAAUUAUUUCUCUGAAAUAAAGCAAAAUUGAAAUUAAAACUUUGUCACAAGAUAAAACAGACAUCAAGGAGUUCAUUUUUAGUUAUAACUCAAUUUUGACCAAAAAUGUAGUUACUGCAGUUAGACUUUGUAGGGCAGUGAAGUACCUUAGUAUAUUUAGUAAAACAUCUAUAUGUAUGUCUGUCUAUCUACAUAUCCAUAUAGCAUAUAGCAUAAUGUUAUCUGGGGAAAUUUAUGUAUGCAUAUUUAUGUCCAUACUGUAGAUGCAGUGAGGAAAGCAUUAGUGUGUGCAAAAUUAAAGGCUUUUGGUGCAACAAGUCACAAAUGUGAAGCCACAAGUGAACAGUUCAAAGCAUUUCUGCUUCCAGAGUCUCUUGUAUGUUUGAUGUAA
This is a messenger RNA of Centropristis striata (black sea bass), 4722 nucleotides long. RefSeq names its product glutamyl aminopeptidase (gene enpep). Gene Ontology annotation, biological process: proteolysis; peptide catabolic process. Gene Ontology annotation, cellular component: cytoplasm. Gene Ontology annotation, molecular function: metalloaminopeptidase activity; zinc ion binding; peptide binding. The transcript has 20 exons. The coding region runs from base 83 to 2971 and encodes 962 amino acids. The record is from RefSeq and is a predicted model, not a curated record. Lineage: Eukaryota; Metazoa; Chordata; Actinopteri; Perciformes; Serranidae.